This is a messenger RNA of Owenia fusiformis, 968 nucleotides long. NCBI's taxonomy places the organism in Eukaryota, Metazoa, Annelida, Polychaeta, Sabellida, Oweniidae. The record is from the annotation of a GenBank genome assembly.
CUUCAGAUAUCCAAUGGUAUAAAAGCACAACUUAGUACAUGAUCCUUCAUCAUUCUAAGGAAACACAUUGAUCAACUAAACAAGGAUGAAGACAUUCGUUGCACUUUUGCUUGUCGCCCAUUGCGCAUCAGCAAAAAUAUGGGAAGGUUCCUGUGGCCAGCUCGGUAGCAAACGUAUCGUAGGUGGUAACGACGCAACCGCCCACUCCUGGCCAUGGCAAGCUAGUCUCCAGCAAUCUACAUGGUGGUCCUCUGGGCAUAUCUGUGGGGCGACCCUGGUGCACCCACAGUGGGCUAUCACAGCCGCACAUUGUGUUGAAGGAUCAAGCCGCAAUGAUCUCCAAGUUGUAUUUGGAGAACAUGACAGAACUACCGCCACCGGAAGAGAAGUAACAAGCCAGAUCCAGGCAAUUAUCCAGCACGAGAAUUACGACCAGAAUGGCGAUGGCUUCCCUUACGACAUUGCCCUAUUGAAGCUGUCAGAGCCUGUCCCUCUUGGACGCUACAUCCAGCCCGCCUGCAUGCCUAAAUCUUCCAACCAAGUGUUCCUCAACGAGGAGUGCUGGAUUUCAGGAUGGGGAUCAACCCAAGGUGGUAACGACAACAGCGUGCUCCAGGAGCUCCAGAUCCCAGUGAGGACCAACAGCGAAUGUGCAAACUCUUGGGGCGCUAACUACAUUGAUGACUUCCAUAUCUGCAUCGGCAAUGGAGACAUCGGAGCUUGCAACGGCGAUAGCGGUGGCCCUCUUCAAUGCAACAUCAAUGGCGAGUGGGUGUUGGCCGGAGCCACUAGCUGGGGAUACAGCGGUUGUACUACCAGAGGAUAUCCCAACGUCUACGCUAGAAUCAGCUUCUUCCUCGACUGGAUCGAAAACAAGGUCGCCAAUAACUAAAUAUCUGAAAGCGCCAUUUCUUUUGUAAAAUGAUAUUUAAAAGCGUUCAAUAAAGUUUAUUUGUACUAUAUUAUAA